Hydractinia symbiolongicarpus is the source of this 4578-nucleotide messenger RNA. Its product is annotated as transient receptor potential cation channel subfamily A member 1 homolog. The record is from RefSeq and is a predicted model, not a curated record. The transcript is spliced from 19 exons. Gene Ontology annotation, molecular function: protein binding; monoatomic ion channel activity. Bases 349 to 3870 code for a protein of 1173 amino acids. Gene Ontology annotation, cellular component: membrane. Gene Ontology annotation, biological process: transmembrane transport; monoatomic ion transport. NCBI's taxonomy places the organism in Eukaryota, Metazoa, Cnidaria, Hydrozoa, Anthoathecata, Hydractiniidae.
AGUAAUGAAUAAUGGAUAAAUAAUGAAUGUUAUGUUUGUAAAACAGUUUAAAUAGAGAACUGAUGCAGAAUGUAGUGAAAAACAGAUAAAAUGAAAGUAACUGUAGAGCAUGGCAAUGGAUUUUAAAUUUGCAAAAUUGAAUUCUCGUUUCAUAUAUUUUGAAAAUUAAUUCUUUGGUGGUUACAAAUGUUUAAUCUUUAUGGUAUGCUGUUUAUUAAAGCGCAAGACUGAGAGAUGGCACUAUCGAAAGAAGAUUGGUUGAAACUAACUUGGGUUUUACAAAGCAAAAAGGGAAACUUUCAUUUCAAUAAUUGAGAUGGGAGUAAGGCAAUAUAAGCGUUAGUUAAAAUGGAGAACGGUGGAUUUGAUACCCAAGUGUUUAAUGAAAUCAAAAAGGAAGAUAUUUCUCAACCGGUAUCUGAGAGAGAGAAAUUAUCAUUUCAUCAAGCUGCUCGGUAUGGAAAUGUUGCUAUUGUACAAAAAUAUAUUCAAAAGUAUCAUGGCAAGAAACGAAAAAUAAACAAAUUAAACAAGCAGGAGUUAAGCGCUCUUCAUUAUGCUGUUCGUUAUGGACAUAUGGAAGUUAUAAAAGUACUAAUCCAGGCUAGAGCAAAGGUUAACAUUAUUGGUUCAGACGGAGCACAACCAAUCCAUUUUGCAGCGAAGUAUUUUAAAGUCGAUAAACAUAGUGAUGCAACUCAUUUAAUACGACAUGUACAGCCUGUUAUCCAAGCCGAAGAAAAUUUCAUUAAUGUUCAAAAUGAUGGGACAGUUCUAAAAACAUUUUCCGUCAAUAACGGUAACGACACGUCAGAUGUGAUCACAUACCUUUUAAACAACGGCGCUAACGUCAAUGCAGUGGAUAACUACAAUCAGACUCCGCUUAAUUAUGCAGCUGUGAAAGGAAAUUUAGAAGGAAUGGCAAUACUUUUAAAUUGGCCAGGUAUAGACCUGGAGGUGAUAGACACAUCUGGAGGUACAGCCCUUCACAAUGCUUGUGGUAAUGGUAACACAGAUGCUGCGAAGUUAUUAUUAAUGUCUGGUGCUACUCUCAUGAGGUGGGAUAAUGAACACAUGAAUCCGUUACACUACGCAGCCACUGGUGAUGGUGUCUCUAUUUUAAAAGAAAUACUCUUUGAUAUCGAGAAGCAAGGUGGUACGGUUGAUAACUGGACAUUAAAAGACAUUAUCAAUGACCAAGAUAAUCAAGGCCAAAGCAUUCUGCAUUUAGCUGUAGAUACUGGCCACUACAAUACAUGCUGCUUGGUGAUAGAGAAGGGUGCCAACGUAAAUCUUUGCAAAAGUGGUUUUUCAACCCCUCUUCAUUUGGCAGCAGCCACAGGUAAUACUGAUAUUGUGAAGCUGCUUGUUGCAUCAGGAGCCGAUAUUGAAAGUCAAAAUAUCGUACUCGAAACGCCAUUACAUAAAGCUGCUCUCUUCAACAGACCUGAAGUUGCAAAGUUUUUACUUGAAACGCGCUGUUCUGUUGACACUUGUAACCAAGACAACGAAACGCCAUUAAUUAUCGCUGCUGCGAACGGCAAUCUCGAAACUCUUCAAGUGCUACUGGAGUAUAACGCGGAUCUGCAUAUUGUCGACACUACGGAAAAGUCUGCUAUUUUUUGGGCUGCGGAAGAAAAUUCUGUUGAAGUUCUCAAGCUUUUGUUGGAACAUGUGCAAAAAAGCGAUUCUUCAUGUGUGGACGACCUGGUCAAUCAAAUGGAUCGUUUUGAAAAUACUCCUCUUCAUGUCGCUGCUGAGAAAGGUUUUAAACAUGUCGUAGAACUUCUUCUUGAUACAGGAGCGGAUGUCGAUGCUUGUAACGAUGAGGAGCUCACACCUUUGCACCUCGCUUCAAUGAAUGGAAGAAAAAAAGUGACAAUGUUGUUAUUGAAUAAAAAGCCCUCCAUUAUCAACGAUGAAGACGAAUCUGGAAAUACCGCUCUCCACCUUGCUGCUUUGCAUGGUCGUCCAAAAUUAGUUGAUAUACUCAUUGACUUUGGUGCAAGUGUAGACGCAAGAAACUCUGUACUGUGGACACCAUUAGACUGCGCUGCUGCGAAAGGUCACACUAGCGUUGUGUUGCAUCUAUUAGAUCGCGAUUCACCUAUCGACCCAAUUGAUUUGGCGAGCACUACACCAUUGCAUUUAGCUAGUAGAGAAGGUCAUGAUGAAGUGGUGGAAGUACUGUUGCAACAUGGAGCAGAUCUCAAUCUUGUUGAUCAUACGGGAAGAAAUGCGUUAGACAUGGCUGUGGAGAAUUCGCAUAGAAAAGUGGCACUUGCGAUUCUUGAUCAUCCUGAUUGGUUAUCUGUAAUGAAAAACAGAUCGAGAGAUGGACGAAAUGUGACCACGCCUAUGAGACAACUUAUCAAAAAGUUGCCUGAUGUGGCUUACCUGGUGCUAAACAAAUGCAUGAAACUAACAACACAUCUACCGCCUGACAGUUUUGAUUACAAAGUUCAGUUUUACUACGAUCUCCUUGAUGACACAUAUUCUGAUUGGACGAAUGACGGUGAAGAGUUGGAAGAAGACCAAAAAAGUAUUGUCACGACAAGCUCGACGGUGGAGGGUGAUAAUGUAAACAAACUGACAGGUGAAGUACAGAAGUUAAUGGAAAGAAAAAGUAAUCAUCCAUUGUGCAUGAUGUGUCAAUAUAAGAGAGGAGAAUUAUUAAAUCAUCCAUUAGUUAUAUCUCUUAUUUACGAAAAGUGGCAAAGAUUUGGUCGUAUUGUGUUUUACUCCAAAUUUGCUGUGUAUUUUGUGUUCCUGUUCUUUCUUACUGGAUAUGUAUUAGUAUCAAGGCCGUAUCUCCCAGCUUAUGUGACAAGUAACGGCACCAGAGUGUGUGUAUCAAAGAUCACAAGAGCUGACAAAGAUGACGCCCUUGUUGUUAUUUUCAUGAUUGCUGGUAGAUUGCUUGUUAUUAUACUUGGUACUUUCCAGUUGUUUCUAGAGUUGUUACAACUGGUCGCAAGAGGUAUCGGGUAUGUUCGAGAUCUCACGAAUGUCAUGGAAUGGUCCAUAUACAUCAUGGCUAUUUUCUAUACAUUAGAUGACGUUGAUCAUUACAUUAACACCAAGCAAAGUUGUAGCUCAUUGCAUAUCAGCAUUGGUUCGAUAGCCAUCUUUUUAGCUUGGAUUGACUUGCUCUUGUUUAUUCAGAAGUUUCCAACACUUGGUAUUUACGUGGUCAUGUUCACGGACGUUUUGAAGACCUUCUUAAAGUUUUCAAUGACUUUUGUUUUGUUCAUUAUCGCAUUUGCUCUGGGUUUUUUCACGCUACUUGGAGAUCAGAUGCGAACAUUCAGUACUUUCGCUCGUGGCAUUGUCAAGACUACAGUAAUGAUGAUUGGUGAAUUCGAUUUCGACGCGACUUUUAACUCUGCAGAAUUCGACCCGCCCGUGAUCACAUGGUUUCUUUUCUUCAUCUUUGUUAUCAUUAUGACAAUUUUGUUGAUGAACUUGAUGGUUGGUUUAGCUGUUGAUGAUAUCAAAGGUGUGUUGGAUCAGGCUGUCGUAAAUCGUGUAGCUAUGCAGGUGCAUCUUGUACUGGAUGUUGAAAAAUCUUUACCGAGUCGUUUCCGCCAACGUUAUGUAAUGAAAGAAAAAACUGUUUAUCCGAAUCGGGAAUUUCACUGGUUUAACUUGAUGUCACAUAUCACAACAAUGGAUGAGAUUCAUGAAGCAGUCAACCCGACGAAGUCUGUUUCAGAUAUCGUCCAAGAACAUACACAGUCUAUCCGCCAUUCAGUGGACAAGUUGAAAACAAACUUUCAAGAUAUGAGUAAACAAAUAAAAAAUCUCGAACAAAUGAUGGAAGCACUUUUAAAACAUUCUAAUCUAUCGAACGAUACGGAUGAUUGGUGAUUGGUUCCCAAUAUUAAGGCUGCGACUUAGGUUUUUGUGUACACAGGCUCGCUUGUUGCUUUUCCUCAUUUAGGUUGGUGAACGUAAUCGAUAUAUCGAGAUCAACUUUAAACACAUUUGUCACCAUAUAAAAAUUGCAUCACUUUCAGCACAAGGAAAGUCUCAGAAUCCGUACUUUUUUUACAAUCCCUGUAGGGUUCCCUACAAAAUGUUGAAUAAAAUAUUAAAAAGGGGGUAAUCGUUUCAUACUUAUAUUGUCUGUCAUAGAUAUUAAUGUGUUUGUACUUUGCCUUUAUGUUUUGUAAAUUUUGAGUGUCGAAAAAAACAUGUCGACAGACAAGCUUGUCGAGAACAUGGUUAAGAAUUACUGCUAUGUCUGUAGUUAAAUACAUAACUUUUUUAUUACGAUUGUUGUAAAUAUUCUAAACACAAACAUAACGGUUAAUAAAUUUAAAAUUCUUACUUGUCAAUUGCAUAACAUAGAAAAAAGACCCAAAGUUUUAGAUGGCUUCCAGUUAUUUUUAACUCAAAUCCGUUGAUUCGGAUGACUUUUAUUUAUUUUUUAAUUCAUUGCAUUCAAUCGAAAAUAACUUUCUAUUAACUCUAUAUAACCUUUGUAUAUGCGAUACAAGUAGUAAUCAAACUAGGUAGUAUGCAGUCAGUACACGGUAAAUUUUCACAAGAUAAUAUAGUUCUAAUAUAACAAAA